AUGCUCCGCCAGCUCUCAACAGCUUCGACCAAGGCAAUGCGCCUCGCUGGCGUCACCACUUCGCCGUCUCGCCUGGCUGCCCGGCUCAGCUCUUCUUCCUUCCGCGUGACCCCCACAGCCGCACUAGCCGCAUCUGCUGCACCAUCACGAGCACGGGCAGCACGGCCGCUCGCCGCAUCCCUGCGGCAGUACAGUAGCGAGGCCGAGCCGGUCAAGAAGGACACCAAGACCGAGGGCGCAGCAGCUGAGAGCAAGGAAGCCGGCGAGGCAGCGGGCGAGCCGUUGAGCGCGGAGGAGGCAGCGACGCUGCGCAAGGAACUCGAGACGAAGACCAAGGAGGUGGUAGACUGGAAGGAUAAAUACCUCCGGGCCGUGGCCGACUUCCGCAACCUCCAGGAACGCACCCAGCGCGAGAUGAAGGCGGCCCGCGACUUUGCCAUUACACAGUUCGCCAAGGACCUCGUCGACAGCGUCGACAACCUGGACCGCGCCCUAACCAUCGUGCCGGCCGAGAAGCUGGCGGCAGCCGAGGGCGAGACGGCUGGCGAGACGGCUGCGUCGCCCGAGGCCGAGGUUGCUCUGGCCGUCCGUCGCGACCUCGCCAACCUCGUCGACGGGCUCAAGAUGACCGAGACCGUGCUGCUCCAGACGCUCAAGAAGCAUGGACUCGAGCGUUUCGAUCCCGUCGGCGAGAAGUUCAACCCCAACGAGCACGAGGCUACCUUCAUGACGCCCAACAAGGACCACGAUCACAACACCGUCUUCCACACCCAGCAGAAGGGCUUCCGCCUCAACGGCCGCGUCCUCCGCGCCGCCAAGGUCGGCGUCGUCAACAACAAAUAG
This is a messenger RNA of Grosmannia clavigera kw1407, 843 nucleotides long. Its product is annotated as mitochondrial co-chaperone. Bases 1 to 843 code for a protein of 280 amino acids. Gene Ontology annotation, biological process: protein import into mitochondrial matrix; protein folding. The record is from RefSeq and is a predicted model, not a curated record. Gene Ontology annotation, molecular function: adenyl-nucleotide exchange factor activity; protein-folding chaperone binding; protein homodimerization activity. The transcript has 2 exons. NCBI's taxonomy places the organism in Eukaryota, Fungi, Ascomycota, Sordariomycetes, Ophiostomatales, Ophiostomataceae. Gene Ontology annotation, cellular component: PAM complex, Tim23 associated import motor.